This is a messenger RNA of Hibiscus syriacus, 755 nucleotides long. RefSeq lists its product as uncharacterized. The record is from RefSeq and is a predicted model, not a curated record. The transcript has 3 exons. NCBI's taxonomy places the organism in Eukaryota, Viridiplantae, Streptophyta, Magnoliopsida, Malvales, Malvaceae. The coding region runs from base 1 to 711 and encodes 236 amino acids. Gene Ontology annotation, molecular function: protein binding.
AUGACUCUUCCCGCACAAGACACGUUCAUUGUCUCUUCAAACCCGCAAUCGGGGUCCACGUUGACGGCUGGUGGAAACUGGAAUAGGAAUUUCUCCCAGGAUGAACCUCACAAAGUUCUGAUCACUUCUAAAGAUUCCACGCUUCGAAUACUCGACGGAAUCGAUGUUGUCCGUAAAUUUAAAGGACUCCCCAAGUCCGGAAGUCAGAUGUCUGCAUCUUUUACGUCGACUGGGAGACAUAUAAUCUCCGUCGGAGAAGACUGUAGUCUUUAUGUCUGGAACAACAACGCGACGUGCCCCCGAACAUCCAGACAUACGAAAUCCGUAUCUUCUUGUGAGCACUUUUUCUGCAAAGACGUGUCCAUUGCAAUACCUUGGUUAGGCCAGGGUUCGGAUCGGAGGCAUUCAGAUCGGUAUCCAAUAGAGGGUGCUUCUCGGAUCAGAGGCUCACAACGAUUCUCGCUCAGCAACUGGUUCUCCAUCGACGGCUCCUUGAAGAGUACGGCAACAUGGCCCGAAGAAAAGCUUUCGUUGUGGGAUGCAACCUAUGCCAAAGAUGAGUUGUAUACAUAUGAACACCAGCAACUCUGUCAUGACAACAGAGAAUACCGCGCAGCCCUACCGGAAACGUGGGGGCUCGUGAUCGUUGCAGGCAGUCGGAACGGAACGAUCACAACUUGCCAGAACUAUGGAAUGCCGGUUACUCUAUAGGACCUCAUGGUAGACCUCAUUUAACUUAUUUGUAAAUUUUUCCA